AUGCUGCGCCUCCCGGGCCAGGAGGCGGAUGUGCGGCGCACGGACAAGACGAAGAUGAACGCGCCGCGGCAGACGCGCCAGACCCUGCGCAUGGAGGAGCUGCGGGACCAGGAGGCGCGCGCCGCGGCCGCGCCCAAGGCCAAGACGCUGACGACGAACUCGAAGAUGGACGGCGGCGCCCACGCGUCGAGCGGCGCGUCGCGCGAGCUGCUCCAGUCCAUCGCCGCGCGCCUCGACGCGAAGCUCCAGAAGCACGCGAAGGGCUCCUGGGCGAAGCUCUUCUUCGCCGUCGACCACGACGGCUCGGAACGCGUCGAGUUCCACGAGUUCAAGGCGCUCCUGCGCAACAAGACGACGGACACGAUCAUGCCGGGCCUCGAGCUCGGCAAGAAGGUCGUCUCGGACCCGGAGCUGCGCAUGCUCUGGACGUCCGCGGACGCGGAUCGCAGCGGUUUCGUCACGGCGCCCGAGUUCAAGCUCUUCAUCCAGAACGUGCUCGCGAACCACCCGGACGCGCCGCCGCCGAAGCCGGAGCCCGCGAAACCGGAGCCCGAGGCGGCGGUCGAGGAGGCCGACGAGGCGGCGGCGCCCAAGCCGGCGGUGCACGCGCCGCCGUACUUCGUCCCGGAGGCCGAGGAGCCGCCCGCGGCGGAGGAGACGGAGGAGGAGUGGCUGAGCCAGGAGGCGCUCUGGUCCAUCGCGCACCGCCUCGAGAAGAAGCUCCAGCGCUACGCCAAGGGCUCCUGGAUGAAGCUGUUCUUCGUCAUCGACAAGGACGGCUCCGGAAGGAUUUGCGAGCGCGAGUUCGAGGCGCUCGUGCGGAACAAGGCCUACGGCACGGCGCACCCGGGCCUCGAGAUCCCCAAAGAGGAGAUCUCCGACGAGGAGCUCCACCUGCUCUGGAAGUCGGCCGACGAGGACGGCUCGGGGAAGGUCACCGCGGCCGAGUUCAAGGACUUCUUCAACAAGCUGAUGGACCACCACGCGAACGCGGUGCGGCCGGCGACGCCGCCGGAGCGCAGGCGCGCCGCCGUCGUCGAGGUCGCGCCGGACCCGAGGGUCGCCGCCGGGCGGGCGCGGGCGCUGCGCUACGCGCUCGGCCUCGAGCGCGACGCGGACGCGCUCCUGGAAGCCAAAAGCGCGCUCGAAGCCAAGGUCGAGGCGCUCGAGCUACGUUUGGAGGGCGAGCGGGCGGCCUUCGCGGCGAAGCAACUCGCCGACGAGGCGGCAAAACAAGCGGCCAUCGCGGCGAAGGACGGCGAACUCGACGCCGCGGAGGCGACGCGCGCGAGCGAGGUGGGCCGGCUCGAGACGAAGAACGCGGCGCUCGCGGAGGCCGCGGCGGCCGCGGCCGCGGACGCGGCGGAUGCCAAAGCGGACCGCGACCGGCUCCUGGGCAAGUUCGACGCGCUCGAGGCGGAGCUCGACGACGCCCGCGUGCGGUCCGACGCCGGGCUGCGGCGCGCCGCGUCGUGCGUGCGCGCCGUGCAGGACGCCGUCGGCGGCGCCAUGGGCCUCAAGACGGAGCCGGCGCUCCGCGUGCGCUUCGAAUUGGACGCCGCGCGCUGGAGCCUGAGCUCGCCGACGAACCGCUUCGAGCAGCGGAGCCGCGAGCGGCCCGUGACGCCGCGGUUCUCGCGCGACGGCGGCGACGGCGAGCGCGACCGCGCGAUCGUCGAGCUCGACCUCGCGCGCCGCGAGGCGCGCGCGCUCGAGCUCGCGCGCGACGCCGCGUCGGCGACGGCCGCCGCCGCGCUGAACAUCGUGCGCCACUACGGCGAGAAGCCGCGGAAACCCGCGGACCGGCGGGACGACAAGCCCUCGUUCUUCUCCGGCGCGCACGGCGCCGUGCUCCUCAAGCCCGGCUUUGGGCUGCCCAAGCUCGACGCCGCGCGCGCGCCGACGCUCGUCGAGCGCGCCGCGGCCGCGCAGCGCGAGCCGCCGCGGCCCGCGCCGCCGGCCGCGGAGCCGCCGAAGCGGCGGAAGCGGCCGGCCGCGAAGCUCCGGAAGCUCAAGAAGGCCGCCGAGCCCGCCGCCGCGGUCCUCGCGAAGCCCGCGUCGCGUUUCCACGCCUCGAAGAGCGCCUUCCACAACGCGUACUGGCUGCACUCGCUGCCCGAGCCGCUGCUGCGCACGCUCGUGCUCGACUACGACGAAAACUAUGGCCGCGGGCUCCGGUCGGCGGACAAGGCGCUGCGCGCGGCGGUCGUGGCGGCGCAGGACGGCGCACCGGCGCCGCUGCUCGUCGGCGGCCUGCGCGUGGACUGGGACCUCCCCGGCGCGCGCGAGGGCCUCGGCCCGCCCGCCGUCCUCGAUGACCGCGUCGUGGCGUUCCGCGCCGCGACGUCCGAGUUCCACGUCGUCGCGAGGCUCCCGGAGGCGCGCUGCGGCGCCGCCUGCUGCGAGUUGCCCGACGGGCGCAUUUUCGUCGCGGGCGGCGUGACCCAGCUGGGCCGGAACGCGGCCGCGAACCCGGGCGUCUUCGCGUCCUCCCACCGGUCCAUGCUCCACCAGCCGAACAUCGAGGCGGGCACCCGCACGUGGCGCGGCCGCCAGGCGGCGCAGUGCGGCAUGAAGACCGACUCGGCGGGCGUCCUCGACCUCGCCACCGGCGCCUGGACGGAGCUGGCGCCGGUCCCGGAGCGCGUCAGCGGCGCGCGGGCCUUCUCGCGCCACUUUCCAGCGUCCGGCGCCACGAAGGUGUUCGUGGUCGGGGGCUCCGUCGCGGAGAUGCACGAGAUCCGCGACGAGCGCGGCUCGGUCGUUCGAGAGCUGGGCGAGCAGCCCUUCUCGCGGACUGUGCUCAUCUACGACGUCGGCGACGACGCGUGGUCGGAGCUUCGGGGGGGGCUGAAGCGGCCGCGCACGGAGUUCGCGCUCGUGGUCGUCCCGCCGGGCGUCUGCCGCUUCCUGAACAUGGGCGGCGCGGUCGUCGCGGGCGGCACGAACAAGUACAAGACGGGCAAGGACCUCUCCGUCGAGAUCUGCCACUUCGGCGACCCGCGCAUGCGCUGGUUCGAGAUCGAUCCCAUACCGAACGAAGAAUACCGAGUCGCCCGUUUCGAGCGCUACCCCGAGCGCAUGUCCUGCGGCGGGGCGCUGGUGGUCGCGGGAGGCGAGGCCUUCGCCGCCGUCGCGGGCGGCCUCAGCCUCAGCGAGCACCUCAACGACGACAGGUGGGAAGACGAACCCGGCGACGACGACUCCGACGACUCCCGCGUCGCGGGAUCGUCGCAGUACUCGGCGGAAUCGUACGAGGGCGACGACGACGAGUACGACGAGUUCGGCGGCGCGCCGCGCCUGUCGCGAACCUUCGACGUCGCGUUCCUCUCCCUUCGGACGAUGAAGUGGGUCCCGAACGGCGACCUGAGCCUCCCGGGCUUCUCGCGGGCCGUGUCGGCGUCCGCCGUCUUCGGCGCGCUGGGCGCGCGCGCGCUGGUGCAGCUCGGCGGCGACCGCGAGUACUACGAGCACGAACGACACUAUCCCACGCACUCCACGAGCUUCGGCGUGGCCCGCGUCGACUGCCGAGCGAGCCGAAUGCUCCCGGAGCGACCGGGCCCGCGGCCGCCCUGGGACCCCGAGGGUCGGAGGCACCGCGCGCCCGCGGCCAAGAGGCGCGGGGGCGACCGCCGAGCAGACUCCGACUGCCUCGCCGAGCUGGGCGUGGCGGCCGCCGGCGUCGCGACCGUGGCCGGCCCGCUCCUCGCGGCGCGCGCGGCGCGCGCGGCGGCGGGCGACCGGGCGACCGGCUGGCCGAGCACCGAGGCCCUGCGCGAGGAGCGCCUGCGCGAGGACGAGGAGCGCCUGCGCGAGGACGCGCCGACGCCCAGGAACAGCACCGCGAGGGCCAACGCCGCGAACAUGCCCGCCGACGCGGCGUCGGCGCUCUCGCCGCCGCCGCCGCCGCCGCCGCCGCCGGCCGACGACGCGUCCGCGUCCACGACGGCGCCCGCGGCCGCGACGAAGGAGAAGGACGCGGGGCCCACCGUGGCCGUCACCAAUUGCUCGUCCGCGGGCAGGAACUGGACGCUCGUCUCCGCGUCGUCGGCGCCGCCGCCGAAGGCCAGCUCGUAG
This is a messenger RNA of Aureococcus anophagefferens, 4077 nucleotides long. RefSeq lists its product as hypothetical. NCBI's taxonomy places the organism in Eukaryota, Pelagophyceae, Pelagomonadales, Pelagomonadaceae. The transcript is spliced from 4 exons. The coding region runs from base 1 to 4077 and encodes 1358 amino acids. The record is from RefSeq and is a predicted model, not a curated record. Gene Ontology annotation, molecular function: calcium ion binding; protein binding.